Molecule: messenger RNA, 2247 nt
Organism: Drechmeria coniospora
Lineage: Eukaryota; Fungi; Ascomycota; Sordariomycetes; Hypocreales; Ophiocordycipitaceae
Exons: 2
Coding region: 1-2247 (748 amino acids)
Source: RefSeq, a predicted model, not a curated record
AUGGCUGAAGCGGCUCGUUUGUCUCCCUAUGACGAUGACCUUUCCUAUCGCCGUGCACUAACCUCGUUAGCCGCUUCACCCGAGUGCAUUACUUCCACCUCGACCGGAAAUACCAAUACGACGGAGACGGACAAGGCCGACGAGCCGACGCCCAGUAGCGGCAUUGAAGUGCCCCCGGAGGGCCCUUCAUCCACGCAUGACCCUACACCGGCUGGUCCAGGGCCUACCUUCAACUCUCUUCGGGGUCCGUCACAUAUCGGCAACUUUGCUGUCAUGCACAUCGACGUGAACGGGACGAUGCCUUCGGAUCGAAGUACCGCUGCAAGACGAACGAGCGAGGGAACCGAAGCGCAAGCUAGGCGAGCCAUCGAGGCCGGCUGGCAGCCUAUCAGGCGCGCCAGAUCUACUUGGCAUAGCGAUGACCUCGAUACUCGGCCGUUGUCCAACCCGUCGUCGACGGUUCCUAUCACCGCCCCAGCAUCAUCACCGCCAUUACCGCCGGCCGAUGGGCCUACACCCCAGGAGGCCAAGGCGGAGCAGGCGCGCCUUCUCACCCUUCUUCGCACACUUCACCCGCUCUUGGUCGUGGAACAGUUAUGCAGAGGGUUGGCAUAUUUUGGAGGUAUCCCUGGCGCACCGCCUCCUACCCAUGGGGACUUUCCCCAAAGCGCUGCAAGAAACGGUCGGGGAUCUCUCUUGGUCGGUUGGCUCUCCGAAAUUUUCCCUCAUGUCGACAAACCCGACGCGAUAUCCCCUCCAUUGCAUCUCCCUCCGCUUUCCUCCAUAGCCGGUCCACCCCUGUCCGGCUCGGUCGCUCCGCCAGGCCCACCUACCGGCAAGCGACCGCGGGGACGACCGAAAGGAAGCAAGAGCUCCAAGGUUCGCAAAGACAAGGGCGUCCAGAAGCGACAACUUUCAUCCUCCAUCGAUGCUUCAUCCAGAUACGCAGAUGCUUCCCAACAGGCAACAGUUGUUCAACUCAAUAUUAGUGCUCCCACUAAUCCCACCCCCCGAGCCGACUCUGUUUCCACUGGCCCCCAGACCGCAUCUGGCAGAGAGACCACAGCGACCACCUCAGGGAACAUGGCAGCAGGAAGCAAUCCGGCUUCGGCUUCGGGCGCCCCCCCCACCCUCACCGGAAGGAAAAGGGGACGCCCGAAGGGGUCCAAGAAUCGUCUCAAGAGCAUACCCGAAACCUCGCACGAAGCAUCUGGCGCCGGCAGCACGGGGCGGACCACCACCGUCCCGACGACCGCCAACCUGUUGCCGGCUCCUUCAAAUUUUCCCGGCGUAGGUCGCAGCUUGCUCAUGGGCAGCCAGAACGGGUUUAUUGCGACCCAGAGUUCUCUGGUCAACGUCCCGCAAGACGUUGCAUCGCUGCCACCGCCCGCAGCCAUGGAAUGUUCUCCUUCGAACGGUGUCCCACCGCCUCUAGUGACUCGGGAUCCCAGUCAAUUGCAAAGCCAAAGUCCUCGAACAAUACAUGGAAACCAGCAUCCGGUUGAACCGGAGAAUGGCUCACUCUCGCGCGUGAGAGUGUCGAAGCGGGCUGUGCAGGACGAUAAUGAAGUAUCGGCCGAUGAUCCAGCAACGGACGAGCCCCAGGCAGGUGCCCAAAAUGCUGCAUUGAAUCUUCAAGGGCCGAAGUCGAAGCGUCCGCGCCUCGCCACAGACUCAGGCCAGCAGCAACGACAUUCCCCUGUGUCGAAUGAGUUGACGGCAUUGCCGCCCUCGACUCAAAGCAUGGGCAGUACUUCGCCGCCACCACCUGUCUCAACCACUUUCGAUUCUCAAAAGUCCCUCAACCCGAGACCUGCCGAGGAGCGAACGAGGCCGAGCCCUGUUUUGCAAAAGCUCCAACCCAUUCAUCAUGAACGACAAUCGCCAUCGCACGGCCAACAGUUGCCACGUCAAUCUCAUCAUCUUACAGGGCCAGAGCAAAGCCAACAUUCUUCUGGCAGUCUUGCGCAAGCAUCUAGCCCGUCAAGGACGAUUGGACAAAUCACCUCUGAUUAUGGCUCGCAACCGCAACCGCAACUUCACAAGCUGAGACAGAUGAAUUUCGCCCUACAGCAGCAGGAGCAGCAGGAGCAGCAGGAGACAAUGCAGCGGCAACAGGUGACCAACCAAAUUGGAUCGGCUGGUCCUCACAAGGGUGGCGUAGGUUACUCGGCGACUGGCAGCUACCCCCAGCACCCACAGAAAUUGGCUGGGCUCCAAACCGACGGCGGUAUUACCAGAAUAUAG